Molecule: messenger RNA, 1908 nt
Organism: Mercenaria mercenaria
Lineage: Eukaryota; Metazoa; Mollusca; Bivalvia; Venerida; Veneridae
Product: C-C chemokine receptor type 3-like
Biological process (GO): G protein-coupled receptor signaling pathway
Cellular component (GO): plasma membrane
Molecular function (GO): G protein-coupled receptor activity
Source: RefSeq, a predicted model, not a curated record
GACAGGAGGAUAAUUAUAUGACGCAUAUAUAUAACAAUAAAAGUGGAAACUCGAUACACUAAAUACGUUUUCAUUAAAUAUAAAAUAAAAUCGCUGGUUCAUUUUCACUGCAAAUCCUUAUUUUGGGUAGGAAUAUUUGAUUUAUGUAACGUUUGUUAAGGCAUUUCGGUGGAUAUAUCAUAUACAACCCAGUGAAGGACGUAGAUUUUACAACUCUGUCUGCUAAUAUGACAAUGGAUAAAGGUGGUAUGUUCGACGCGGAGGAAGGACCACCAGCGGGCCAGCAUGAUGGACCACCUUGUAUGCCACCUCCUAGUGUUACAGGACCUCCGCCACCAGGGACUUAUUGUAUUGCUGCGGAGCGAUUGUGGAAAAUAGUGCCUCCAAUUAUCAUUUCAAUUGGAACAGUUGGUAACAUAUUGACUGUAAUCAUUUUACUGCGGUAUAUGAGAAAAAUAUCAUCAACUGCAGUGUUUCUUUUGACGUUGGCGAUUUCGGACACAUUGUUCCUAUUAAAUACUCCAUUAAGAAGAUGGAUAAUUGUAAUAUGGGAUAAAGAUGUAAGAUAUAUUAGUGAAUUAGGAUGUAAGUUUUCUGUGUACCUUACAUAUUCGAGUCUUCAAUUAUCCUCUUGGAUUCUAGUUGCAGUAACUGUGGAGCGAUUUAUCUGCGUCGUGUGGCCGCACAGAGUGAGGUUGGGAUGUUCUCGAAAGUCUGCAACAGGUGUUGUGGCAGUUCUAAUUCUUAUCAUUUUCGGAUCAAACACGCAUAUUUUCUAUGGAUUUGGAAGAUCCGAUUUGCCUAUAUUUAACAAUCAAGGUCUAUGUGCGCCACUUUACGAAGGUUACCACACAUUUUGGUCGAAAAUAUAUACAUGGAUUGACUUUGCAGUCGUUUUUCUUGUGCCUUUUGUGGUUCUACUUGUUGCAAAUACAACCAUCAUCUAUAAACUACGUAAAUCCCAGAACCAAAGGAGAAAACUAAGCAUAAUCAAGAGGGAAGGGCAUAGGAAUAAGGCGAGCGACACAAGGACGGUUACAAUAAUGCUGAUAGGUUUGAGUGUUGUGUUUUUCAUAUCCCUUACACCGGUGUCCAUCUAUUACAUAUAUAGACCUUACUGGCUCGAGUCAUGAUAAAUGGCAGUGCAUUGAUAUAUACAAUACAUACGAUUGAAGGAACUGCAAGAGUUCGUAUCCGCGGUUACUAACCUUAUUGGUUAUAUCAACUCAGCUUUCAAUUUUGUUCUUUAUACAAUGAGUGGAUCAAAAUAUCGCGCUGAACUGAAAGCAUUUCUUCUGUGUCGACCUGGAGGAAAGGAGGGCUUAUUUGGAAGCAGUGGUUCAGGAGUCCGGCGUCAAGGAACAACAUCAACUUUAGCGUCAAUAAGCAGACAAUCUUCGAGGACGGGUAUUGACAACAAUGAGGCAAAUGUAGUGAAUCUUGAUCCUGCUGGGCAGACAAAACAAAACAGCAUCAAAGCAAGUGUUGGUGAUACUUAUGAAAGAGAUGAAGAUACGCUAAAUAAGAAACCGGUCUGCCCGGACUAUAGUGAGGAACUUGAUAACAAUGCCAAUACCGAAAGUAUAAGACUAUAAGGGAUCAAAAACAGCUGUAAACUAUACUGUUAUAAUACUUUUACUGUACAGUACACAUGUAUAAUAAUAGAAGGGCCGUCGGAGGUUGUAGCAUGCAGAAUAAAACACGUUUGAAUAUAAUCAUUUGCAGUAAGCAGUUUGACAUAUGAUGUGCUUGCUGAAUCUUUAUCAAUUGUAAUUACUAUAAUUUCAUUUUUUCUUGUACAAUACUUUAAAAAUGCAAAUGUUAUUUAAAACUCUAUGAAUGGAAUGCAAACUCGAUCGUUCAAACAGCCAAUCAAAAGAUUGUGAAUAAAAAAUGUAGCUAGUUCGA